Molecule: messenger RNA, 1914 nt
Organism: Debaryomyces fabryi
Lineage: Eukaryota; Fungi; Ascomycota; Pichiomycetes; Serinales; Debaryomycetaceae
Gene: SEF2
Product: Sef2p
Exons: 1
Coding region: 1-1914 (637 amino acids)
Biological process (GO): regulation of DNA-templated transcription
Cellular component (GO): nucleus
Molecular function (GO): DNA-binding transcription factor activity, RNA polymerase II-specific; transcription cis-regulatory region binding; zinc ion binding
Source: RefSeq, a predicted model, not a curated record
AUGUAUGUGCAACAAAGAAAGCGUUUAAAGCUUAUAACACCAUCAAACAUACCAGGUAAAGUACUCAAAACUUGUGUACGGUGCAGACAGCAUAAGACUAAAUGUGAUGCUUCUAGAACUGACCCAUUACCAUGUUCACAUUGUUUUAAGAAGAAUAUAAACUGUACAUUAGAUAUAAUAACCAAGGACCCGAAUAGAUCAAAUGAUUUGGUGACUAAAUUAACAGUUGAUGUGAGAUCUUUAAAGAAAAGCUUAGAUACAUUAAUCAACAGAAAGUUCAAGAUGAUAAACAUGCUUGUUGAAAAAGGUGUGUUAAACGUUGGAAAGAUGACGGCAACUCCCCCUAUCUCUAAGAUCGAAGCGUGUCUUAAUUCUCCCCUGGAGACUCCGAUGCCAUUAACUCCAGAAUCUCCAAAAUCAGACACUUCAUACACUAUCAAUAGUCAUAUCAGUAGUAGGGCAUUUUCUAUCUCACAGGAGGAAGCUGUUGAAAGUUUCCAUAAUUAUCAUUUGCAUUUCAAUAGAUAUUUGCCUAUAUUCCCUGAAGAAUUCUUCAAUACUAUAAAUAUAGAAAGAUUUUACCAACAGAAUGACUUAUUAUUUUGGAGUAUCAUACUCACGUCAUAUUUGAACCAACCUGAAGCAUCUAAAUACUUACAUUUAUCUAAUCACAUAAAAUCCUUGGUGGUUGGAAAAUGUUGGUUUAAUACCCCAAGAUCGGUAUAUAUACUAUCAUCGUUAUUGAUUUUAACUACAUGGCCUUUACCUUCUGAAAAAUACCUGAAUAAUGGUGAGAGCAUAUCCAUUAAAUAUCUUUCCUUGAUGAAGAAUAUAUCAUUACAAUUAGGUUUACACAGAUCGCAGUUUAUUGAUGAAUUCAGUCAUAAAACUGAAAUUAAUGUUUCUGAUGAAUUGAAGUUAAAUAAUUUAAUAAGAGAACGAAUUUACAAAUUCAUUAAUAUCAACUCGAAUUAUUGUUUAAUCUACUCUGGUUUGUCACAUCUUAAUUACAAUGGUUUCCAACAAGAUUAUAUUAUUAAUAAGGCAAAUCAAGAUUUAUUCAACAAUAAUAUUGAUAAUGAGGAAGAUAAGUAUAUUAAUUCAUUAUUGAAAAUUUCUUUAGUGCAAUUAAAGUUGAAUGAGAAUAUGAAUGAUAUUAUUAACGACAAGAAGGUUUAUGCACACGCAAAUUCUGAUAAGCUAAUAAAUUUGAAUAUGUUUGAAAUAAUAUUGAAUGACUUUAAUAAAGACACUAGUCCCUUGUUGUCUAACAAUCUUAUAAAGCUAUCGGUUGAAUUCCUGAAAUUGCAGUUGUUUGUUUAUUCAUUUAGUCGCAUGGAUAUCUCUCUUGUCGAAUAUCGUAGAUGCAUCAUGAAUGCUAUUAAAUCCUGUUACCUUAUUUUAGAUUUAUUUGCAAAAGAAUUUGUGGAUAUAAAAAAUGUCAAUCAGCUUCCAGUGCAUUAUAAAUUUAUUAUUGAAUUAACAUCCUUAAUAAUGUUAAGAAUUCAUUCAUGCCCCUUAUUGAAUACGCUCGAUGACUACCAUGUCUUGAAGGAAAACUUUCAAAAAGCAUACGGAAUAUUAUCUUUAAAUAAUGACAAGGCCUGGUUAAGUAUAAAUGGUCGAUUACGAAAAAUCAUUGAAAAGUACGAUAAUCUUUUCAGGGAGAAACCACAGUCUAUUUUAAAUGCAGCCGAUUCGUUUUUUCUUAUCAGCAAGAUGCAAAAUUAUUUGGUUUCAAGUUUAAAUUAUGAAAUGGUAUGGUAUAUAUAUCAGGAUUGGAAGAACGAAGAUAAUUCGGAGGACGGAAAGACGCAAGGUAUUAAUUGGUUAAAGUUUGGGUUAAAUGAGAAGAAUGUUACUUCUAAAGAGAUCAUGGAUUAUUUAUCGAAUGAAUGUUCAAUUUUUAAAUGA